AUGGACAGUGAUACCAUUUAUUGUGAUGAAAGCUCCGUAGCGAGUCUUUCACAGCCUCAAGGCCGUCCCGCGUUACGACUCGAUUCCCUCCCCCCUACACCAAUGGUCCUAACGCCAUGUGACUCCAACGUCACGGCAUCCGCCAGGAAAAAUCAACUAAAGCAGCAACGGCACCAGCACCGGUCAUCAUUUGCAUGCACGGCGCUAACAUCACCUUCACUUUCGCAGUCCGACUUCAUACCUGAGACUCAGUCACUCACACCGCCGCCAAGACCAGGUGCUGUCGGUCCCGCUAGCGGUGCGUGUGAUAACGAAGUGGAAGGGGGAAUGGAUGUCAGUGAAGCUAAUGACAAUGCCUGCGCUGACUCAAGUGCUCUUUCGAGCGGCCGUCCGCCGGUGUUUUCCAUUUCACGUGAAUUGAACUCGACACAAUCCACCGAGGAUCGCUCUUCGUCCCCGUCCUCGCUACUAAGGGAACCCCGAGCGACGAUCACGCCGAGAAACUUCCCUCACUUGCAGCUUUCAGACUGUGAAGUCUCACAGGGUGACAAUGAUGAGCACGUACCCGAUUCACAAGGUUCUGCGUUGGAGCAGGAGUUUCAAGCAUGUUUGGAGGGACAUGGGGAGUGCUUCGAUGCGGAAGCGGAGUCAGCGGAAGUUUUUGGACGGCAGCCACUGAUAACCAGCCAAGAGGUAUAUGAGGAAGGCUGUGGGAGCAAUGCUAUGCGGCGGAGUAUGUUGUUGCCACCGGGAGCUGCAUUGGGCGCGAUGUCCGGUGGGCUAACACCGCCUGGUGAACCAACCAUUCAUGAAGAGCAGCUGCGACCCGGUUGUGGGAAGCGGGUACGCUCCCUCCAGUCUUCGUUAUUGUUGUGCAACGGGGGCAUCAGCCCACUUGUAGGUGGCGCCUCGGAGGUUGGGACUCAGGUGACGAACGCUCCGGAUGAGGAAGAUGAGAGGAAGCGGUUUCGUCCGGACGCCGAGGCAGCACAGAGGCGGAAUGAAGCGCUGAUGAGAACGGCGGCUACUGAUGUGCAGCAGACCCAAUUAUCUAACAGCUGCCUGAGUGGAUCGUGGGACGUGAGGCUGUCGCCUGCAACUGAACCACGGGGACGUGAAUCUCUGCUACUUGUUAGCGGCUCAACACCAACGCCUUCCUUGCAGGUACUCACUGGGACGCCUGUGAGAGAUGGCGCUGGCUGUGCCUCGGAGAUUUUAGACACCCGCGACAGUGCCAACGCUAACACUUCGGCUCCUGCUUCUACAGCACCAAAUAACGAAACUUCCCUCGUUGGAAGUGAUUACGAUUCCGUGUGGCCCCGUAACGUGGCUGCUGGGGACGGCACCGGAGAGGGGGAAUGUGCACUGCGCAUUUCGGAUACAACCGAGGAAUGUUGUGAUUGCAAGGAAACCCUCGGCAAUAAAGCCGUAGGUGGUUUCUCAGGUGUGGGGGGUAACGCGGAACGUGGGCCUCGGAGCACCGAUCACCGUACAGUGGUUCCUGAUGGUGAGGGCUGCGCCGAGUUAGUGUCUUCGCCGCGUCUUAGUGAAGAGUUUCGAUCAUUCGUUGAAGGUGCCAGGAGUGAAGUACGGCGUGCGAGCGAACGCCUUUUAGCUAAGUUGGAGGAAGUAAGCCGCACGUACAGUGGAUCCAAUGUGGACGGCGGCGCCGCUGCUGAUGCGAAUGGUCCAUCCGAAGCGAUUCAAAGUGCCAGUCAGGAUGCCGUGGUGGCCGCUGAGGGGCGCCGUGUGGUGCGCUCACUUCAACUCAGUCUCAACCGCAGUUCUGUCGUCUUGGGCGAGCUCGAGUUAGCACAAGGUCGAAGCACUUUAAGCCAUAGCGGCAGCAGAGGUGACAGUAUAAACUCGAUUUUAUCCGAUACCAGUUCUCUCCGCCGGCAGCUGGCAACACACGCCGCUGCCAUUUCGCGGCGGCUGCAUGGCUAUGACUUGGAUGAAGCGGGAACGCUUCCAAUGAUUGUUGUGGUUCGCGUGGUGCAGCAAGUGCUUAUGAUUGGUUCCCCUUCCAGUGUUGCACCCAACAGUGAAGAGGCCGCGGAUCUUUCCAUGUGCAUUGCGUCGCCCUCACCCGUAACAAAACUACAACACCAGAAGAGCCAGUCUCCAAUGUCGGUGGCAUCCCCCGGCACCCUCCACACGAUAUCAAGUGGGGGGGUAUCGUCGCCUUCUGCAACUCAUAGGAGCCUGUGGGAAAGGAUGUUGAACCGACGGAAGGCAUCAGCCAUGGAGGAUGAUGCCAUGAAAAUGUAUAUAGGUCUCUGGCGCUGCUUCCACGAAUGCUUUGGGGAACGCGGUGUUAUGGAGCGCCUCGGCGUGCAACCGUCUGGGGAGGCGGAUGAUGGCAGUGAUGGAACCGACUCGGAGGCUCGUCUCAUGACACCCACGUGUCUCCCGCUUCUGCGGCAGCAAUUAAACCGUUUGGGAUGUCAACAGGGGCGCCAUCGCUAUCAUCCCCCGCCACUUGACGUGAUGGUGAAUUACCGCGUCUUUGCUCAUAGCCUCGCUGAGUUGUGGUGA
This is a messenger RNA of Trypanosoma brucei brucei TREU927, 2538 nucleotides long. RefSeq lists its product as hypothetical. The coding region runs from base 1 to 2538 and encodes 845 amino acids. The transcript has a single exon. Lineage: Eukaryota; Euglenozoa; Kinetoplastea; Trypanosomatida; Trypanosomatidae. The record is from RefSeq and is a predicted model, not a curated record.